Molecule: messenger RNA, 2233 nt
Organism: Paramormyrops kingsleyae
Lineage: Eukaryota; Metazoa; Chordata; Actinopteri; Osteoglossiformes; Mormyridae
Source: RefSeq, a predicted model, not a curated record
GGAGCCUGAUAUGUUCAUUUUAGUGUCUCGUGCUUUUAGCUUUAUGUGGGGGUUCAGUUCCUGCAAGACCUACCCAUAUCAGGGUGAAUCCCAGCCUUUUGCUGUGUCCUGUCUGGGGACCAGGAUAAGUGGUGAGAUGAUGGAUGGAUUUUCUACAAACGUCACAAUAUAUAAACGUUCUAGUUCUGUUUGUGCAGUGCACUGUCAUCGUUGGCUGUUUGAGUAAUACAGGCAAAGUUUGGAUCACGGGUUGGAUACAGAAAAAGAAAGAAGAAAUUUUUCUUGAUUGUUCAAGGCUAAGUAUUGAUUUUUUAAUCAACAUUCACAGGUAAUUUUCCCAAUUAAAAUAUUCUUUUUCAUUGGAUAUAAUAGAUAGCACCAAUAGUUUUAAAAUAAUUUUUAUACGUAAUUUCAACAAUGGAAAAAUGGCUAAAUGAACAAUUCAUAGUUGUCUUUUUAACGGAUGUGAAAAGUGAAAAAUGCUUUGAAGACCAUAUUGCAUUGUACUUUUCUCUUUGACUGAAAAUCAUGCAGAUACAAAUACGAUUCUGAAUUGUUUUGGACUCGGGUACUAAUAUAUCAGUCAGGUUAGAACAGAUUUGUGGUGUGAUAUCACUUGUUGUAGAAGGACUGACUGUACCUUCAUAAUUAAUUGAUUAUAAUACUUCAUAAGCUCCAAUGAAACUCUGAUCUAUAAUGCAUUAUAGAUAACUGCAUAGUGCAUUAUAAUGAUCGGGAUAAGAAUUAAGGAUGAUUUGUACUGCAUUAUGAAGGUAUCCAUAGUGCAAUAUACAUGAGAGCAUCAUAAAGCAUUCUUAAUGCAUAAUAAACAUGGCUUUAAGGUGUUAUGCCUUUUUUAAAAAUAUUUAUAGCCAUGUUUAUAAUGCAUUAUGAAUACAUUUUAAUGUGUUAUUAAUGUGUCCAUCGAUUGUUAUAGACAUAGUAUUCAUAGAAAGUUUUACCCUGUUUUCCAUCUUUCCUCCUGUAGAUUUUAAAUGUCUGUAAAGGACUCAAAGCCAAAUCUCACCCAGUCCCAAGCUGAGGAGCUACUUGGGCGUGUCUUUGGACUAACCGUGACACAGAUGAAGUCCUUGCCCAGCUACGAUGACCAAAACUUCCAUAUAAGAGUGAGUGAAGGGAGUGAGUAUGUUCUGAAGGUCAUGAACUCAGUGGACAGCAAGAAUUCCACUCUGUUGGAGCUGCAGACGCACGCCAUGAGCUUCUUACGACAGCAUGGCCUUCCCGUCCCGACUGCCGUUCCCACUCUGGACAGGCAGCUAUUGAGCCUCGAGGCUAUUGAUACUGGAUCAGGCAGUGAAGUAUACUUGGUGAGAUUGCUGACCUACCUGUCAGGCACCACUCUUGCAAAAGUUCCCUCCUCCCCUCAGAUUCUGUAUCAAGUUGGGAAAAUGGCUGCAAAGAUGGAUGAAAUACUGCAGAAGAUGGAGCAUCCAAACAUAGACGCCCUGCAGAGGGAGAACUUCAUUUGGAAUCUGUCCAAUAUUCCUCUACUAGAGAAGUAUGUCCCUGUAAUGGAUGGUGAUCCUGUGCAGCAGAUAGUAAAGGAUGUCAUUCGGCUGUACAAGAGUCAAGUUUUGCCAAAACUGGGUUCAUUCCGGAAGUGUAUAAACCACGGAGACUUUAAUGACCACAACAUAUUGGUGAAACCCGAUGGGCCAGCUGGCUACAAGAUCUCCGGCAUUAUAGACUUUGGAGACAUGAGCAGUGGGUACUAUGUCUUUGAACUGUCCAUCACUAUAAUGUACAUGAUGAUUGAGAGCCCUAAUCCAGUGGAUGUGGGUGGACCAGUGUUGGCAGGCUGGGAGAGCGUCUUUCCUUUGAAUGGAGCCGAGCGGGAUUCCCUUUACCUGCUGGUGCUGUGCCGCUUUUGUCAGUCUCUUGUUCUGGCACGUCAUGCAUGUGCGCUUUAUCCUGAGAACGAGGAGUACCUAAUGACUACUGCAAAGACGGGCAUUAAAAUCAUAAGUAAACUCUGGGAACUGGGCAAGGAACAGGUAGAAAGUCAUUGGGUUGAAGGAGCCCGGAAGUAUUUAAACCAGCAGAGUGACGUAUUACCGUAACCAAGGAGCUACUGGGAGCACAUAUGAUACAGAAGAACAUAAGAAAUUUACAAACGAGAGGAGGCCAUUUGGCCCAUCCAGCUCGUUUGGGGAGAACUCAACUAAUAGCUCAGAGUUGUUAAAAUUUUUAUCUAGCUCUGAUUUAAAGGAAC